Tuber melanosporum (Perigord truffle) is the source of this 747-nucleotide messenger RNA. RefSeq lists its product as uncharacterized. Bases 1 to 486 code for a protein of 161 amino acids. The transcript is spliced from 2 exons. Lineage: Eukaryota; Fungi; Ascomycota; Pezizomycetes; Pezizales; Tuberaceae. The record is from RefSeq and is a predicted model, not a curated record.
AUGGCUUACUGUGCCAUUGUUGCCAAGAAUCCACUCUGGUUCCUCUCACGCGUUAAGAAAAACAUCAGUCGAAACGCUCUUGCCAUUGUCAUUGAUUUCCAAUUCUCUUCACCCAUUCAACCGUCCCUGAGUAAAGAUUCCCCACAAACCACACUCUUUCAUUCAAGUUUAGCCAUCGCUCGAGUCUCAUUGAGGUCCAACAGUCUAUCCUAUCCUGAACACCAUUCCCGCGCUUUUAUUUUCGGGGAUUGCUGCCUCCUUCAACAACUAUCUCGUCAACUAACACCCGAUCGCGCGCGCUCGUCUUAUCAACACCUAGUGGCUCUCCCUCUGCGUGUUUGCGGGUUUGAAGUCUUGCUCUACAUACCCCCCCCCCAACCCCCUACGGUUCCCUGGGCAGCGCUAUCGAAACUCUAUCAACGUCACCUACCCCCCCCGCCCCAAAGUCCUGGCUUAGCGCAACAUGUCUUCCGGAGGCAUCUUUGACAAAAACUGGGUCCCCCUUCAUUCCCCUACCGAACCGUAUACCCCUCCUCCCUCAAGGCCGACAGAGGAGGAGGAUCAUGGCUUCCAACCUUCCUGGGCCAUAGACCCCAUCACCCAAAAUGCGCCGGAUCAACCUACCCCCACAUCCACGGCGCCAAUGCGCCUUAAAUCCUUAUCUGGGCCCGCACCUGAGACUAACCCACCAGGCCUCGAAGUCGCUCAAAAAUCGACCCUCACCACUAACACUAAACCCCAAAUGUC